AGCCUUUGGAUCAGUCGAUUCAGCUGAACCAUCCAGAUCCUUGCAGAGCGGCCAUGUCUUCUUCCCCGAAAACCCUCAUAUACUCGCACGUCGGCGGUAUUGACGUCAAACUGGACUUGUAUGCCCCAGACGCGAAUGGCUCCGCACCCAUCCUCAUCUGGUUCCACGGCGGCGGUCUGUACUGCGGAUCGCGCGACGAUGACUUGUUUCCAUUCUCGCUGUGUGACGCCGCACUCAAGCGCAAGUGGAUCUUUAUUACCGCGGACUAUCGCCUCCUGCUGCCCUUCAACGGGCAUGAUAUCCUCGCCGACAUUCGCGCGCUUUCAUCCUUCCUCAGCUCCGACGCCUUCCGCAACUCCCUUCCUUCCGGCCUCGUCCCCUCCAACUCUAUAUUUACUGCGGGCGCCUCCGCGGGUGGCUACAUGGCGCUUCAGUAUGCUCUUCAGGCAUCCCUCAAGCCCAAAGCUGUGCUGAACAUGUUCGGGUUGAGCGACCUCCUUGACGAUCAUUAUGUGCACCCGCACCCUGACGGUGUGCCUUUCUUCGGCGGCCUCAACAAAUCCUUCGACCUCGACAAGCUUCUUCACCCGCCACCGUCUUCGGGCUCGCCCAUGCGGGCGCCCACGUACGAGUGCGCCGAUGGGCGGCACAUGACGAUGAUAUAUGUCAUUCAAGAGGGUGUCAUCCCAGACUACCUCACCAAUCGCCCGGGGCUCAGCAAAACUCUAGGAGCGCUGCCUACAAAAGACGCGCGGGCUCACGCGCUGGACGACGAAAUCCGUCCUCUGUUCCCGUUGCUGUUCGUCCGCGAGCUCCCUCCCGUCGUCUCAGUACAUGGAAUGGCGGACACCGCGGUACCGCUCGCCCACAGCGAGACGUUGAAGGCGCUGCUAGACGAAGCGGGGAUCAAGAACGAGCUGAUCCCUGUACCGGACGCGGAGCACGGACUGCUCAGCAAGGACAACUUCGGCGUCGAGGCGCCUGCGGCAGAGGAUGCAGUCGGUAAAGCGGUGGAGUUCCUUGCAAGCUGUUUGUAGUAACCAUACGUCUUUUCGCCUCGACAUCGCGAGUCUCAAUGUACCAACAUGUGUCUCUCAGACGAUCUUCACGCACGUUCGCAGGGAGCCCGUGAUCACGUACUCAGUCGUGGGACUUGCACGCAGCGACAAGGCGUUGAAGCGUAUAUACAUACAUUGCCAUGCAUAUGAUCAGUCCGGAUUCUC
Molecule: messenger RNA, 1223 nt
Organism: Punctularia strigosozonata HHB-11173 SS5
Lineage: Eukaryota; Fungi; Basidiomycota; Agaricomycetes; Corticiales; Punctulariaceae
Product: alpha/beta-hydrolase
Exons: 2
Coding region: 54-1037 (327 amino acids)
Biological process (GO): proteolysis
Molecular function (GO): serine-type peptidase activity
Source: RefSeq, a predicted model, not a curated record